Molecule: messenger RNA, 1771 nt
Organism: Phalacrocorax carbo (great cormorant)
Lineage: Eukaryota; Metazoa; Chordata; Aves; Suliformes; Phalacrocoracidae
Source: RefSeq, a predicted model, not a curated record
CGGUCGGCGCUUCCCGCCGGGAGGCGGCGUGGGAAGGGGAGGGGGCGGCGGGACGGACCCCCCGGAGCCGCGGCCAUGAGCGCCCCGCAGCCGCCGGGCCGCGGGAUGCGGUUCGCCGAGAGCCAGCUGCGGCGGCACGGCUGGCGGCGAGGGCAGGGGCUGGGGAAGCGGGGGGACGGCAUCGCCGAGGCCAUCCGGGUGAAGGUGAAGUGCGACACGGCGGGGGUGGGACACGACGUGGCGGAGCCGUUCUCCUUCCACUGGUGGGAUCACGUCUUCAACAAGGCCGCCGCCAACAUCGCCGUGGAGGACAGACAGGAUGGCAUCUCCGUGAAGACGCGUUCCGAGCAGGGCGUCGGGAUCAGCAAUAAGAAGCCCCGCAAGGCCGGCAGAGCCGGCACCAUGUUGUACGGCCGCUUCGUGAAGUCGGCCACGCUCACGGCACGCGGGGAGGAGUCCACGAGGCUGCCCGCCAGCUCAGAGAGCAGCGAGGAAGAGGAGAAGCUGGACCUCUCUUCGGCCAGUAGGCUGACGGACGAGGAGCUGAUACGAGCCUGCGGGGGCCGCACGGCACACAAGGGCGCCCGUCACGGCCUGACCAUGAGCGCCAAGCUGGCGCGCCUGGAGGAGCAGGAGCGAGCCUUCCUGGCCACGUACCGACGCACGGAGCGGCAGCGUGAGCCCCCAGAGAGCAGCCCCCCAGCGGGGAGGCGGGAGAAAAGGAAGAAGAAAAAGAAAAAACAGUGCAGGGAUGAAGGAGAUCCUGAGGUGCUGCAGAGCCAGGAGCCAAGCAGAGAAGACGAGGUGGCAGGAGAGGAAGAGGAGGUCAUGAAGAGGAAGAAGAAGAAGAACCAGGAGCCAAGUGGAGAAGAUGAGGUGGCAGGAGAGGAAGGGGAGGUCAUGAAGAGGAAGAAGAAGAAGAACCAGGAGCCAAGUGGAGAAGAUGAGGUGGCAGGAGAGGAAGGGGAGGUCAUGAAGAGGAAGAAGAAGAAGAACCAGGAGCCAAGUGGAGAAGACGAGGUGGCAGGAGAGGAAGAGGAGGUCAUGAAGAGGAAGAAGAAGAAGAACCAGGAGCCAAGUGGAGAAGACGAGGUGGCAGGAGAGGAAGAGGAGGUCAUGAAGAGGAAGAAGAAGAAGAACCAGGAGCCAAGUGGAGAAGACGAGGUGGCAGGAGAGGAAGGGGAAGUCGUGAAGAGGAAGAAGAACCAGGAGCCAAGUGGAGAAGACGAGGUGGCAGGAAAUAAAGGGAAGGCUGCAAAGAGGAAGAAGAAGAAGAAGAAGCAGGAAGAGGACAAAGAAGAGCUGGCGGAGACAGAGAUACCUCUAGAAGACACCAAUGGGCCAGACCAGGCUGGGCACAAGCCCAGGAAGAAGAAGAGGAAGAGGGAGCCAGAGUGAGCAAGGGCCAAGGCUGCCGUGCUGCACAGCUGCUGGGACCAUCUGGCUGCGAGGGUCCCGAUCCUGCCUGCUGGCGCUGAUGGGUGCCCAAGGGCGCUCCGGGCUCUUCCCAGGUAGAGCCCCAGCGCUGUGGCCCAGCUGUGUGUUCGCUGCCUGGGGAUGCUGGGCUGGGACUGACUGGGCUGGAGCUGGGUCAAGCUUUAUUUCACCCCCUGAGCCUUCCUCCCAUCAGUGGUGACCCCAGUUCCCACCAGUCCCUGGGGUAGGGACCCAUUUGCUGUGGCUCUGUCACAGAGGGACGCAAGGGGACAGACCUCGCCGAGUACUGAAAUAUUUUUUGCAAGAGCAUGAAUAAAUCUUUAUUGUAGUGGAA